Aspergillus affinis is the source of this 1488-nucleotide messenger RNA. Its product is annotated as pantothenate transporter. NCBI's taxonomy places the organism in Eukaryota, Fungi, Ascomycota, Eurotiomycetes, Eurotiales, Aspergillaceae. Gene Ontology annotation, biological process: pantothenate import across plasma membrane. Gene Ontology annotation, cellular component: plasma membrane. Gene Ontology annotation, molecular function: pantothenate transmembrane transporter activity. The record is from RefSeq and is a predicted model, not a curated record. The coding region runs from base 1 to 1488 and encodes 495 amino acids. The transcript is spliced from 3 exons.
AUGGGCUGGUUUAAUCGCGAAGGAAUCGCUAUCAUCCUCUGGGGCCAUGAUGCCAAAGAUCGAGCCCUUCUGUCGAAGCUGGACUUUACCUUGCUCCCUUACUUCUCGCUGAUCUGGUUUCUGUUCGGCAUCACGAGAGCCAGCUACUCAUCUGCUUAUAUCAGUGGAAUGAAAGAGGCGCUGCAUUUUGAGGGAAAGGAUUAUAACUAUAUGAGCACCGCAUACAUGGUCGUUUAUGCGGUGUGCCAGAUCCCAGGGACGAGUCUGUUGACGGUCCUGCGCCCGAAAUAUGUCUUCGUCACGGCGAACGUCAUCUGGAGUGUGUUGACGCUGGUCACGUAUAAGUUGACGGCGGCGUGGCAAGUCAUACUGUUGAAUGCGAUCGAAGGCGGGUUUUCGGCUAUUGCCUAUGUCGGGGGCCAUUUUGUUCUCGGGUCAUGGUACCGCAAGUCCGAGCUGGGGAAACGGGCAGCGGUGUUCUGUUGCUUCGGGCAUGUUGGAAGUAUGGCCGGUGGUUGGAUUCAGGCUGGUCUGCUGCAGGCUUUGGCUGGCAAGGGAGGUUUGCCGGCCUGGCGAUGGAUCUUUAUCAUCGUGUCGGUGAUGACUGUCCCUGUCGCAUUAUUCGGAUGGUUCUUUAUCCCAGACCUCCCUGCUCAUCGAGCAGCUUGGUAUCUCAGCCACGACGAAAAGGAACACGCAGCAGAGCGUCUGGGCAAAGUACCCGAGCAAUCAUGGGACUGGACCGUUCUUCGACGAGUUUUCCUCAGCUGGCAAUUCUAUCUCCUUCCCCUGAUCUUCAUGCGUCAGUUUUCCCCAUUAAACCAACCGCACAGCCUACUAACCUCCACGAUAGUAUACUCCGUCUGCGUGCAAUCCCUCAGCAACAACGUGAUGGCCCUCUGGAUGGCGACUCGCGGCUAUACUGUGAUCCAACAAAACAAUUACCCGACAGGAUUAUACGCGACAGCUAUAGUCGGAACGGUGCUGUAUGCCGCGAUAUCCGACCAUCUCCGCUCACGAUGGGAAUGCUCCAUCGCCAUCGGGAUGACCUUCAUUGUCGGCAGCGCCAUUCUCGUAGCUGACCCAGCCAAAGACGCCGGUCACUUCUUUGCGUUCUACCUGCUCGGUACGACCUACGCGCCCCAGGCGUUGUGGUACUCGUGGAUGGCGGAUGUAACGAGCCAUGAUCUCCAGCUACGUGCCAUCUCAACCGGGUUCAUGAACUCGUUUGACUUUGCGUUUGUGACGUGGUGGCCGCUGGUGUUUUAUCCGGCUACGGAUGCGCCGCAUUUCGAGAAGGGGUAUAUUGCGAGUUUGGUGACGGGGGCGAUGACGUUGCCAUUUAUUGGGCUGAUUGUGUAUUUGGACAGGAAGGGAGUGGGAAGGGGUGGGAGUGAAAGUGACGCGGAGAGUCAGUCGGAUGGAAGUGUAAGGGAUGAUGAGAGGGUAGAAGUGGUUAGGGAUGAGAGGAGGGUGAAAGGUGUUUAA